AAAAAAGUAAAUGCCAUGUACCGUUGUGAAUACAAAGGAUGUACCAAGACUUUUACACGUACUUAUAAUCUAAAAUCACAUCGAAGGACUCAUACAGAUGAAAAACCCUUUGUUUGUCUAGUUUGUUCCAAGGCAUUUGCUAGGCAACAUGAUCGUAAUCGCCAUGCAAAGCUUCAUCUUGGUCUAAAGCCUUAUCCAUGUCAAUUUUGUAACAAAUCUUUUGCUAGACAGGAUGCUUUGAAUCGACAC
Molecule: messenger RNA, 249 nt
Organism: Cokeromyces recurvatus
Lineage: Eukaryota; Fungi; Mucoromycota; Mucoromycetes; Mucorales; Mucoraceae
Exons: 1
Biological process (GO): regulation of transcription by RNA polymerase II
Cellular component (GO): nucleus
Molecular function (GO): RNA polymerase II cis-regulatory region sequence-specific DNA binding; DNA-binding transcription factor activity, RNA polymerase II-specific
Source: RefSeq, a predicted model, not a curated record